Molecule: messenger RNA, 3353 nt
Organism: Hemicordylus capensis (graceful crag lizard)
Lineage: Eukaryota; Metazoa; Chordata; Lepidosauria; Squamata; Cordylidae
Gene: PKP2
Product: plakophilin 2
Exons: 13
Coding region: 174-2654 (826 amino acids)
Biological process (GO): intermediate filament bundle assembly; cell-cell junction assembly; heart development
Cellular component (GO): nucleus; intermediate filament; intercalated disc
Molecular function (GO): cadherin binding; intermediate filament binding; molecular adaptor activity
Source: RefSeq, a predicted model, not a curated record
CCCGCGGGGAGGGAGUGGCCGCUGGUGCCUGCUGCGCUCCGCCAGGGGGCGGAGGCUUCGUGCAGCAGCCGGCCGCUCCCGUCUUCAACGCCCUGCGGGUCCCGCAGCCAGCGCAGCGCAGCCCGAGCCGCGGCCGCUUGCUUGGCCAAGUCUUCCUCGCCCGCCCGCCCGCCAUGGCAGCCCCUGCCGUCGUCGGCUCCGAUGCCAGCUACAUCCGUACCGUCUUGGGCCAGCAGAUCUUGGGCGAGCUGGACAGCUCCACCCUGGCAUUGCCGGCGCGGCUUUCGGGCGGCCGAGCCGAGGCGCAGAAAUCCUACCGUCUCCAGCAGCAGGUCCAGCAGACCUUGGCCAGGAAGCACAGGGGCUCCUCGGUCAACGGGAGUCUACAUCGUGCCAUCAGUGUUCCAGAAUAUGUGUAUAAUCUAGAUGUGGUUGAAACAGACCUUUCUCCAAAAGCUUCUCUUGGUGCCUCAUACUAUCAGUCUAAACAGAUGGGCUCCCGAUUUCACUAUGAAAAUGGCUGGGAUCCAAGAAUCCAGCCAUAUCACUCAUACGGGACAAUGGAAGAGAAGUCUCAAAGGCUGCCCUUGAAGAGACUAGAGGUUUCACCUGACAGCAGCCCUGAGAAGCUGGCUUAUCUGCAGAAUGAAUUCCGUUACAGCAGGGGCCUCUCUCUAAGGCAUGGCGAUAGUUGGAGAUCCAGUGCCAUGCCACCGAGAUAUGCUCGUUCUGAGAUUGUUAAUACAAGCCACAUUACCCCAAGCAGAGGGUACAGCAUUCAAAGGCACUUCCACAUUGGGCCUGUUAAUGACACGGUGGUUGACAGUGUUCCUACCAGCCCGGGCGUGCCAGUGUAUCAGCGGAUUAGAAGCAGUCGGAGUAUGAACAACCUUUUGGAGAAAGAGAGUUACCCAACUUCUGGUUCUCCCAUGGGACAAGUCAAAUCUCCCAUCACUUCCCAAACUGGAUCUCAGCUCAGGCAGUCUUUGAGAUCCAGUUGGCAUCAGAGUACCUACAGGUCACAGAGCACCAGGGAGGCCUCCCAACCAGCUUCAGUCACCAGCACUACUGCCAACUUGAAUGAGAAGAGGAUGCCAAUGACAGCAGCUAUGGCAGCUGCAACCGGAAGCAGUCUCCUGCACCAAGAAAGGAUAGCCACCAGUGGGUUGCAGCUAGGGUCACAACUAUUGAAUUCAGAAGCGGAGAUGACUUUGGAGCAUGCAGUGAAUAUUCUGCAGACUGAAAAUGCCUUGUCUCCCCGAGUCCUUACAGCCAUUGUCUUCAUACAGCAUGAGAGCUUCCAGAGAGCAGAAGCCAGAAGGAAAUUUUAUUCGCUGCAUGGUAUUCCCAAGCUAAUCGAGCUUCUGAGUGUGCAGAAUGAGGACGUGCAGAGGGCAGCGUGUGGAGCAUUGAGGAACCUGGUAUAUGAAGACAAUGACAACAAGCUGGAGGUGUCAGAGCAGAAGGGGAUCUCCAUCCUCUUAAGGCUGUUGCGGCAAACCAAAGACGUGGAGACUAAAAAGCAAAUUACAGGUUUGUUAUGGAACCUGUCCUCCAAUGACCAGCUAAAGACCUUGCUGAUCCGAGAAGCGCUGCAGCCGCUGACAGAAACCGUUCUCAUCCCUUACUCUGGCUGGCCAGAUAGAGAUUAUCCAAAAUCUAGCAUCAUACCAGACCCUGACAUCUUUUACAAUGCUACAGGAUGCCUGAGAAACGUGAGCUCUGCUGGUCCCGAGGGGCGGAAAAAGAUGAGGGAAUGCAAUGGGUUAAUUGAGUCACUGGUGUAUUAUAUCCAAGGAACCACUGCAGAUCAUCAACCUGAUGACAAGGCCACAGAGAAUUGUGUGUGCAUUCUUCAUAAUCUCUCCUACCAAUUAGAAUCUGAGCUCCCUAGCAGUUAUGCCCAGAAUAUCUAUAUGCAAAGGAAAAAUGUUCCUUCCAGUGACAGCAGCAUCGGAUGCUUUGGGACACGGAGCAGAAAAGCCAAACAGAAGCAACAAGACUUGCCACUGCCGGAGGAAAAGAGCAAUCCCAGUGGCGUCGAAACCCUCUGGCAUUCCACUCUGAUAAGGAUAUAUUUGUCCUUAAUAGCAAAAAGCACAAGGAAUUACACUCAAGAAGCAUCACUGGGGGCUCUUCAGAACCUCACAGCUGGCAGUGGACCAAUGCCAUUUGGGGUAGCCCAUAUCAUUGUAAAGAAGGCCAACGGACUUCCAAGUAUCCAAAACAUGCUGCAUGUGAGCAAUCCAAGUGUUAGCAAAACUGCCGUCUCUCUGCUCAGGAACUUGUCUCGUAACACCUCAUUGCAGAAUGUAAUAGCCAGAGAAGUUUUGCACGAUUUGGUCGCCAUACUUCCAGAUUCUGUCCCAACAUCCGAUGUUGCCAGUGAGACUACAGCUUCUGUUUGCUACAUCCUAUAUAACUUGACUCAGAGCAGCUCCCAGAAUGCCCGGCUUCUCUUGAACUCAGGUGGCAUCUCAAAGAUUAUGAACAUCAGCCCAAGUGAUGGCAAAGCUGGCAAAGCUGCUUCAAUUCUCUUGUACUCUUUAUGGUCUCAUGCUGAUCUCCACAAUGCCUACAAAAAGGCUAACUUCAAGAAGACUGAUUUCAUCAACACCCGGACACUGAGAGCCUACAAUUCACUCAAAGACUGAAAAGCAGCCAGCAAUGACCUUAGAGACUGAUGACAUUGUAUGGAACUGUAUGCAGCCAACUUCUUGGCAUCAGACUCACCAGAAGGAGCAGUGCAGCAUCCACCAAGGGAUACCAAUUUUAAACUUUUAAACAGAUGACCAGAAAAAAGUGCUGUCCAUCUCCCCCAAACCAGCUGCCUUAUACCACUGAUUUUCACUCCUCUGAAACUCAUGACUCAUUGGUAAAUCCUGAAGCAACCCCAAGUUGAAACCUAAUGAACACUUUUAAUACACAGUUUGACCUUCACACCAAUGUCACAUAUUCUGUUGGCCCAGUUUUGGAUAAUAAGUCACAUAAUAUCUUAGUUUUGAUAUGCUGUUUUGUGAGAGAUGAAUAACCAAAGAAGAUAGGGUUAGAGAAUUCCUGUUGAAUCCUUUUUGUACAUUUCAUAUUUUGCUAAACAUACUACUGAUCUAUGCUUCAUGCAAAACUGCCUGUAGUCUAGCUUCACCUAUUUUUUGCACAUCUGUUGCAAAUGCAGGCAGCUUCUCUAUAAACUGCUUUUGAACAUGAAAUUGUCCAGGGUGUAAUUCUGCACUACCCUGAUCCAAUAGUAAUUGCCUCCUGUGUGCAUAUUUACUAGCUUACUUUUCUAGUGGUGUGGAAUGAAAUAAUGUAUUGAAGGAUAUGUUUUUAAAAUACAUACAAACUUGGGAUCA